Molecule: messenger RNA, 4437 nt
Organism: Hyposmocoma kahamanoa
Lineage: Eukaryota; Metazoa; Arthropoda; Insecta; Lepidoptera; Cosmopterigidae
Product: remodeling and spacing factor 1
Exons: 19
Coding region: 100-4437 (1445 amino acids)
Biological process (GO): regulation of DNA-templated transcription
Cellular component (GO): RSF complex
Source: RefSeq, a predicted model, not a curated record
UGUUUUACAAUUUUCCAAUAGUUCUAAGUGUAAAAAUCCUAUGCCGAUAAUGUCGGCGCCGUAAUAAUGUAUAGUAAAAAAGCUUAGUAAGUUUCGACGAUGGCGUCGGACGGUGAAAUUUGUUGUACGAAUGAUCCUAAUUUCGCUGUUAUUUACUCGUUUUUAAAAGUAUUUGGUAAACUGUAUGCUUUAGAGGUGCCUACGAUAGCGAAAUUGCAGGAGCUGAUAGAGAAUACACAGGAAGUGUUGGAUCCGCUGAAGGAGCUGCACUUACGGCUGCUACGACGGGCGCUGAAGUCUGUGCAGAGCAAUCGAUGGGAAAGAUGUUUGAUCAAAUUCUGCCAUCAGCAGGGUCACCACCAGGAAGCCUGGGAAAUAGAGAGGUUUUCGUACAAGAAAGCUAACACACAAAUCAAACUAAAGGUGUUAAAGGUGCUGUUAGAAUACCAGUUCACGUGUCAUGGAAAAUUCAAGAAUGCAGUAAAUGCAAUACCAUGCCCUGAGCUUCGUCUUGAGCCAAUUGGACGAGACCGUGCAGGCCGUGUGUACUGGCUUCAGCUUGACCAUGAUGCUAAUCUUAGGCUUUAUCGUGAAGACCAGGAUGAGGAGACUUGGGAUCUUAUUGCCAGCAAUAGAGAAGAACUGGUAAGAGUGAUAGGGCAAUUAAAAAGUGGCAAUGAGAUAUGUCCUUCAACUGUCAACAAUGCAAAUGAAGAUUCAAGUAGUACUGAUAUACCCUCACAGGUUGAACAAACGGAAGUAACUCAGCCAAAUAAAGUUGAAGCAGAAGAAGAAGAUGAAUUUUUAAGUCCAGAAUCUGAAUCAGAGCAUGAUGAUGACAUUCAGAAACUUAGCAAUGCCGCAAAAGAUAGCAAGCAACAAGAACAAUCCACAGAAGAAAUUGAACAGAGCAAUGAAACACAAGAGAAAGAAUCAAGUAUUAUAACACCAGAAAUUCCUGUAGAAACUCCAUCAGAGAAUGCUGAAAUACAAACCAAAAGUGAUGCAGAAAAUGAUAGUGACACUGAAACUCCAUCAACAAAUAACGAAGCUACUACACCUUUAGAAGAAACUGUAUCUCUAAAUGAUCCAGAGGUAAAAGACUCUGCAUCCCCUAAACCAAUAUCUCAGUGCAGUGAAAACGAUAAAAUGGCUGAUCCCAACAGCAAACAAGAAACCCCUGAAGAUGAACCAAGGAGUCCUUUAAAAGAACUUGAAGAGAAAUCUACUGCAGAAAAUGUUAUAGAACCUCAAGAAAUGGUUAGUGAAGCAAUAGAAGAACCUGUGAUGUUGAUAACAGGUGAAGGUAAUGGUGCAGAUUGCGAAAGCUCCUAUUUUAUUGGAGAAGAGAUCUCAGAACCUGUUAUGUAUUUUUUCGGUGAGGGUUACGGUUUCGACAACGAUACCGGGAAUCCAGAAGCCAUUGAAAAAGAAAACGAUGCACAAAAAUCAGAUGACGAUGGCAGUGACGAAUGCAUAAACGGCGAAAAUCACGAAGUAUCAAAUUCAAGUAUAAGUAAGUCUCCAAAAAGUGUGAAAUUAAAAAGCAAAGUUCCUGCUGUAACUAAACGGUCUCUCAAAAAACAAUCAACAGAUCCCUCAGAAGCACUAAAACCGGAUGGUAAGAAACCGUGUGUGCGAAAUUUGGACAAAUCUGAUGGCUCUAAUUCAAAUUCUAAGGGUGUGGAAAGAGAUCUAAAAAGAGAAAGUAGUGUAAAUGAUAAAUCAACGACAGACAGUGAGAGUUCGAAUAAGAAUAACGUAAAGAAGAAUAGAAGUAAAGUUAAAAAGAAACCUGCAGUUGCAAGGAAAUUGAAAGUGAAGAAUCCGAAGAAUGUUACGAACUCUGUGGCAGAACCUGACAAUGGGCAUGAUAGUAAAACAAGUAUUAUUGAGAAGAGGAAAAGUAGCUUAUCUUCAGAGGACCAAGAGGAGGAGAUCACGGAAAAUGAGAAAGAGAAAAGUCCUGACAAGGAUUUAAAAGGCGAGGAUACCUUACCUCCGAAAAAAUUGCGCUUGGAGACUACGCCAGAGAGUGAUGCGGUAUCACAGUCCAAGGAAACUGUAGAUACUGAUAUAAACAACAGUGAUGAUAAAAAACAAACUCAGAGUGCCGAAAAGAAAGAAAUUGAUAGCGCAGAAAAGAAUGAUAAUCAAAAACCUGAAAGCAAUUCGAUAUCACAAAGGAAGAAGAUUAAAGCAAGCAAAGGGAAAUUUAAAAGAAAAAGAGUAGAGAAAAUAAAACAGGGGGAAAAUGACAAUGAAGAAAGUGAUUUGAAAGCAACAAAAAGCAAAAGUAAAGCAGUUAAGCGGUCGCUAUUGGAUGCAACGAUGAGUGACAAAAGUAAAUCAGAAUCUCAGAGUGACAGUGAGGAGGAUGAGCCUGCUUUGCGCGGCAAGCGGCUCAAGAUCAAACCUAAGAAGAUUGUCAAGACUUCAAGGAAAAAAGUGGAAGCAAAAUUAAAAGAAACCCACUCCAGUGAUGAAUCUGAAGAGGAGACGUUGUACAGCAUAGCAGGUAAGAAGAGUAAGAAAGUCAAACGCAAGCCAAAAUCGAAGCCUCAGAAAUCAGCAACUCCUGUGACGACUGCAGCGGGUGCGGCAGGCUCCGGGUCGGAGGACGCGACUCCCGUGCGACAUUCGCGUCGCAUCGCGCAAAUGAAGAUAAGGGAAGAGGCCGAACGGAGGCAUUUGGAAGAGGUGGCCUUGAGAGAGAUGAAAGCUAUACACAAGAAGAAGAGUGCGGAGUCGGAAGAGGAGUGGCAGGCGAGCGACGGCAGCAGCAGCGGCUCGCGGGCGCGUAAGGGCGGGCAGCGGCGCGGCGCCGCGCGCUGGCGUCCUUCCACCUCCACGGGGCCCGAACCCGACUCCGACUCCGACGAGCCGCUCUUCGACCACCACGAGCCCCACGAGCCCGACCUGGAUUUCAACAAGUCCGAUCAUGAGUUCUCACCAGAAUCGGACUUAGAAAGUGGAGAGCCGUCAACGCCUCUCAAGCGCGCCAGAACUUUGCAGGAAGAAAAAGAUGAUGGCGUAUGCGAGCAUUGUGGGAGUGGCGAACAACCAGAAUGGAUCUUAUUAUGCGACAAAUGUGACGCUGGAUACCACGCGUCCUGCCUAAAACCUGUACUCUUUCUUAUACCUGAAGGAGACUGGUUUUGCCCGCCAUGCAAUCAUGAAAUGCUUAUAGCGUCUCUAGAGAGCGAGCUGGUUAAGUACGACGAACUGCUGAGCGUGGUGGAAAAGGAAAGAGAGCGCAAGAGACUCGAGGAGCCCCCGCCACCUGCAGCGGAAGACAAGAAAGAGGACAAAUCUCAUUCAGAGUCGGGGUCGGGCAGCGGCAGCGCGUCGUGGUCGUCGUCGGAGGAGGAGGGCGCCGUGUACCGGCUGCGCGCGCGCCGCCAGCUGCCCGUCAGCUACCGCGCGCAGGAAUACGACCGCCUCAUCUCCUCCGCCAUCAAGGAGGAAUAUGUUGAACCGACAUCCAGCGCAGGUAAUCAAGGCCGCGGGAAAGAUAUCUCAACCAUCAUAGAAGCAGCCGAGGAGGAGAAGCUAAAGGCCGAGAGAGAGGCUCUUGAACAGGGCCAACCGGUAGAGAAGCGCGCGAAGAAAAAGCAGCGACGGAAACCACGCAAGCUCAACUCGCUGGAGGUGCCUUCGGAGGACGACGACGAGACCGAUGAGGACUUCAAGGACACUGGCCUGGAGUCGACGUCGGAGGAGAUUUCGUCAUCUGCGGAGCGCGAUAGCUCUCCUGGAUCGGCUUCGUCCGACGACCUGCCCAUCCGUCGCGCGGCCAGGCCCAGCCGGCCCCACCACAAAGAACGAUCAAAACUAACAGAAUCCUCGCCCGAGGUGAAGAAGAAAAAGAAAGGAGUGAUAGACAGCUCAAGCGAAUCUGGAGAGAAAAAAGAAUGGGCCAAGAAAAAAUCAAAAUCGAAAUCGAAGAAGCAUGACAAAUCACCAACCAAGAAACCACGCAGAAAGGGCGGCCUUACACAAUACGACGCGGAAGGCAACGUCAUACGAGCCCGAGUCACGUACGGAGGACUGAGUGGCGAUGAGGGACUCAACGAUUGGUCGCCCAAGCACCGGACGCGGCAGAAGAAAAUUAAUUACACGGAAAUUCCUAACACCGAGUCUGAAGAUGAGAUGCACAAAUCUAGCGGCAAACACAUGCCAGACAGCUCAGACGAGUUUCAUGUCGACGAUUCGGACCUCACUUCAGAUUCCGAUUCAGACCGGAUCAAGAGAAAGAAGGAGGCCGAAUCCGAAGAACAGUCUGAAGAACGGAGAAAGGCACUCAAUGACCUCAUUAAGAAAACUGCUGUGGUGCCUCUUGAAAAAUUACCUGAUGACGUAACUAAGGCGAAGACCGAAGAGCUACAGGCACACCUUGUCAUUGGACGCGGCGCAAGCGACGACAUAAAACUGUGA